AUGAGGCUGUGUGCCUUCUUGGGAGGAGCACCGGACUGGGAGCAGAAGCUGGGGGGUUCUGGUCCCACUUGUCCCUCUGUGGGNGACCGCUGCCGCGGCUACUACGACGUGAUGGGCCAGUGGGACCCGCCCUUCAACUGCAGCUCGGGCGCCUACAGCUUCUGCUGCGGCACGUGCGGCUACCGCUUCUGCUGCCACGACGGGCCGCGCCGCCUGGACCAGAGCCGCUGCUCCAACUACGACACGCCCGCCUGGGUGCAGACCGGACGCCCGCCGGCCCGCGCCCGCGACACCGCCGCACCUCGGGACCCCGGCCGCGAGCGCAGCCACACGGCCGUCUACGCGGUGUGCGGCGUCGCCGCGCUGCUCGUGCUGGUCGGCAUCGGGGCGCGCCUGGGCCUGGAGAGGGCUCGCAGCCCGCGCGCGCGGCGCACAGUGACCAGGACACUGACAGAACUUCUGAAGCAGCCGGGGCCCCAGGAACCUCUGCCCCCACCUCUGGGCCCGCCCCUGGGUAGCUGUGUCCAGGUGCAGAUGGGCGACAGCUUCCCCCGGGAAUCCCCCCACAACAGCACAGACAAGAAACGCCUCAAUAACGCGCCCCUGGGCUCUGCCACCCCUGGACCCCCGCAUGGUCCUCGGCUGCUGGGCGGUGGCAGCGUGACACUGCAGCCCGACUAUGCCAAGUUCGCCACGCUCAAGACAGCUGCGCUGAAGGCUGCAGAGGCCGCGCCGCAGGACUUCUACCCGCGUUUUCCCGUUGUCGAGCCGGCCCUGAGGACCCUCCCAGCUCGGGCGCCGCGGACUCCCGAGGACCUGCCUGCGCUGCUGGACGCCUGUCCCUGGGCGCCGCCAGGGUACGCGCCUCCUGCCUGCCCUGCUCCGCCCGGCCCAUAUGGGGCGUGGACCGCUGGCCGCCCCACCCGGCCGGCCCCUCGAGGCCUUCCCGUGGCCCAGGCUUCUCCCGCAACCCGUCGGCUGGGCCACGCACCCCGGCGCCAGUUCAGCGUGGAGAAGCUACCUGAGGUCUUCAACGCACAGCACCCCGGCCUGUACAGCGGUGCGGGCCGCGGGCCGUGGCACCUAAGCACCAACAGCAAAGCUGAGGUCACCGUGUGAGGCAGGGACCUUCCCCCUGGGGCACCUGGAGCCCCGAUGCUCCCCGCCUGGACUGGAGGCCUUGGAGCCAGUGCUCCUGGCCUUGGGGCCAACAGUUCUCACUCCCCGUGUAAAUAAACCCUAAGUGGU
Messenger RNA from Octodon degus (degu), 1248 nucleotides. It is a transcript of the gene Shisa8, whose product is annotated as shisa family member 8. The record is from RefSeq and is a predicted model, not a curated record. The transcript has 6 exons. Bases 1 to 1119 code for a protein of 372 amino acids. Gene Ontology annotation, biological process: regulation of AMPA receptor activity; regulation of short-term neuronal synaptic plasticity. Gene Ontology annotation, cellular component: postsynaptic density; postsynaptic membrane; dendritic spine membrane. Lineage: Eukaryota; Metazoa; Chordata; Mammalia; Rodentia; Octodontidae.